Phaeoacremonium minimum UCRPA7 is the source of this 753-nucleotide messenger RNA. Its product is annotated as putative sterol 24-c-methyltransferase protein. The transcript is spliced from 2 exons. Bases 1 to 753 code for a protein of 250 amino acids. The record is from RefSeq and is a predicted model, not a curated record. Gene Ontology annotation, cellular component: endoplasmic reticulum. Gene Ontology annotation, molecular function: sterol 24-C-methyltransferase activity. Gene Ontology annotation, biological process: ergosterol biosynthetic process. NCBI's taxonomy places the organism in Eukaryota, Fungi, Ascomycota, Sordariomycetes, Togniniales, Togniniaceae.
AUGAAGGUUCUGGACGUAGGAUGCGGUGUUGGAGGCCCAGCUCGGGAAAUCGCCAGAUUCACCGGGUGCUACAUAACUGGCUUGAAUCUGAACGAGUAUCAAGUACAAAGGGCGACUCGCUAUGCCGCUAGUGAGGGGAUGUCUGAUCAGCUGCAGUUUGUUCAAGGUGAUUUCAUGAAAAUGCCGUUUGAAGAUGAGACUUUCGACGCUGUCUACGCUAUCGAAGCGACCGUUCACGCACCAUCGUUAAAGGAUGUCUAUAGCCAGAUCUACCGUGUGCUCAAGCCUGGUGGUAUUUUCGGCGUCUAUGAAUGGGUGAUGACAGAGGAUUACGACAAUGACAAUCUCACUCAUCGGAAGAUCCGCCUCGAUAUUGAGCAAGGCGAUGGAAUCGCGAACAUGGUCAAGGCUUCGGUCGCCCUUGACGCAAUACGGGACGCUGGAUUUGAACUCCUCGAACAUGAAGACCUUGCUGAGAGAAACGACCCGAGCCCUUGGUAUUGGCCGCUUGAUGGAUCGAACUGGCGAUACGCGACCUCCAUUGGAGAUCUUUUAACGACAUUCCGCAUGACAAGAUGGGGGCGUUUGAUGAUGCACAACAUAUUUGGCGUCCUCGAAGCAAUUCGAUUAGCACCCCCGGGAACAAAGAAAACUGCCGACAGCAUGAGCAAAGCCGCGGAGGCACUGGUUCUGGGUGGCAAGGAUAAACUUUUUACACCAAUGUUCUUGAUGGUUGGACGAAAACCACUAUGA